AAGCAAGUCAGCUGUGUGGCAGGAAGGGAUGGAGCCUGGCUGCAUCUCUCUUAAACCUCAUUUAAGGGCUGACCCCCACUGGGGAAGGUUCUUUGGUUGGAGAUCCUUCCCUUGUGGAGUCUCUCCUGUGAGCCUAGAUCUUCAGAGAUGGCCCUACGGGAUCACACGUUGAAUGGUGCAAACAGCUGAUAGCUGCAACCAUUUCCAGUCAGAUCUCUGGGUCUGUCCCUUCAGAAGGUGUGUCCAGAGACUACCGGGCGCUGCGAGAUGGAAACAAACUAGCACAGAUGGAAGAGGCUCCGCUUUUUCCUGGCGAAUCAAUCAAAGUUAUUGCUAAAGACGUUAUGUACAUCUGUCCAUUUAUGGGAGCAGUCAGUGGUACGCUGACGGUGACGGACUUCAGGAUGUAUAUCAAAAGCGUUGAAAGGGAUCCACCUUUUGUUGUUGAUGUUCCUCUUGGAGUGAUAAGUAGAGUUGAAAAAAUUGGAGUACAAAGCCAUGGAGACAACUCAUGUGGUAUAGAAAUAGUUUGCAAGGAUAUGCGGAAUUUGCGGCUUGCCUAUAAACAGGAAGAGCAGAACAGAUUGGAGAUUUUUGAGAACCUUGUAACACGUGCAUUUCCUGUCUCUAAUGGACUGCCUCUUUUUGCGUUCAGUUAUAAAGAAAAGUUUGCUGUUAAUGGUUGGAAGGUAUAUGAUCCCAUGUCAGAAUACAAGAGGCAGGGUUUGCCCAAUGAGAGUUGGAAAAUAUCAAAAAUUAACAGCACCUAUGAGCUUUGUGAUACAUAUCCUUCUGUUCUUGUUGUGCCAACCAGCGUAAAAGAUGACGACCUCUCAAAAGUGGCAGCGUUUCGAGCAAAAGGCAGAGUUCCAGUGUUAUCCUGGAUUCAUCCGGAGAGCCAAGCAACAAUAACACGAUGCAGCCAGCCAUUGGUAGGCCCGAAUGAUAAGCAUUGUAAAGAGGAUGAAAAAUACUUGCAGACAAUUAUGGAUGCCAAUGCUCAGUCACAUAAACUUAUCAUCUUUGAUGCCAGACAAAAUAGUGUUGCAGAUACGAACAAGGCAAAAGGUGGAGGAUAUGAGAGUGAAAGUGCCUACCCAAAUGCAGAGUUGGUCUUUCUGGAAAUUCAUAAUAUACAUGUAAUGAGAGAAUCCCUGCGUAAGCUUAAAGAAAUAGUUUACCCUACUAUUGAUGAGACUCGGUGGUUAUCAAACGUGGACUCCACACAUUGGCUGGAAUAUAUAAGGAUGCUUCUUGCCGGAGCAGUAAGAAUUGCAGAUAAAAUUGAGUCUGGUAAAACUUCUGUGGUGGUACAUUGCAGUGAUGGCUGGGAUCGGACAGCACAGCUUACUGCACUAGCUAUGCUUAUGCUGGACAGCUAUUACAGAACUAUCAAGGGCUUUGAAAUUCUUAUAGAAAAGGAAUGGAUAAGCUUUGGACACCGAUUUGCAAUGCGAGUAGGACAUGGAGGUGAUGAUCAUGCCGAUGCAGACAGAUCUCCCAUUUUCCUUCAGUUCAUUGACUGUGUUUGGCAAAUGACAAAGCAGUUUCCUGCAGCCUUUGAAUUCAACGAGUUAUUUUUGAUCACCAUUCUGGAUCACCUUUAUAGCUGUCUAUUUGGGACUUUCUUAUGCAACUGUGAAAAAGAAAGGUUAAAAGAGGAGUUGAGCACUAAGACUGUAUCGCUGUGGUCCUACAUAAACAGUCAGUUAGAUGAAUUCACAAAUCCUUUCUAUGUAAACUUUGAGAACCACGUCCUGUAUCCUGUUGCCAGUCUGAACCAUUUGGAACUGUGGGUCAACUACUAUGUCAGAUGGAACCCGAGGAUGCGGCCUCAGGUUCCAAUCCAUCAGAACCUUAAGGAGCUGCUCGCCAUCCGGACUGAGCUUCAGAAGAAAGUUGAAGAUUUGCAACGGGAAGCAGCUACACGGUCCCUUUCCUCCUCCUCUGACAGAGGUUCAUCUCCGUCCCAUUCAGCCACACCAGUGCACACUUCUGUGUGAUGUGUAACUAAAGCUGUGUGAAACAAUUCAAGUCAGGUAAUACAAAGAGGGGGCAAAAUGUUUUCCCAUCACGCAGGGAUUGUGAGUGGCUUGUAACUGCUGUGAUCUACAUGCCUUACUGUGUCUGAUAUUACUACAAUGAGGCCAAAAAGAGCUUCAAUAGAUGUGAUGUCUUGUAUUGUUGGCAGUCCCCACAUGUUUUGACAUCUCUACUUAAAUCGUCAAUUGUGAAAUUAAACUUUGUUUUGAGCAACUAACAAUUUAACCAUCCUCAAAAGGGAAUCCAUCUGCUAAGCAGACAGAAAGAUGCCUCUCACAUUGCCUAGGGUACUAUGCCUGCUUGAGAGAAUCAGAUGAAAUGAACACAAUGCUUACACAGAACACUGAGGACAUUUUUCUGAAUGGGAGCUCUGUAUUUCACACAGUAAUACAAUAUAUAUAUAUUUUUGGUAAAGCAAUUGUGUUUUUUAAGGAAAUUGAUGCACUUGGAAAUUGAUUUUAAAGUAAUGUUUUCCAGUGUAGUCAGUUUUGCAUUUCAACUAAAUAUGCCAUUAAAAGUGGAUGAAGAUAAACUGGGUUUGUCAAAUACACCGUGCUGACGUGUAUGAUGUAAUAUAUUUGGUGGAGCAUGUAUUUUAGUUUUUUUAAUGCCUUUUGUACAAGUUGCAAUAAAGUCUUUUGAUGGUUUA
Messenger RNA from Phasianus colchicus (ring-necked pheasant), 2692 nucleotides. It is a transcript of the gene MTMR1, whose product is annotated as myotubularin related protein 1. Gene Ontology annotation, biological process: phosphatidylinositol dephosphorylation. Gene Ontology annotation, molecular function: phosphatidylinositol-3-phosphate phosphatase activity; phosphatidylinositol-3,5-bisphosphate 3-phosphatase activity. The record is from RefSeq and is a predicted model, not a curated record. NCBI's taxonomy places the organism in Eukaryota, Metazoa, Chordata, Aves, Galliformes, Phasianidae. Gene Ontology annotation, cellular component: cytoplasm; membrane.